CGCUCGCGCACUCACCGCCGCACAUUAUCGAGUGCGCCGCCGCCGAAGCCGGGGCCUCGCAAGAUGCCUGUCAUCUCCCGCCGGCCACGCGGUUCGCCGCCGUCGGACAAAAGGGCGCCACGCUCUGGAUGACGGGAUGUUCCGGUGCCGGCAAAACCACCAUUGCCACCGCACUCGAAGAUCAACUCGUCAAGAGUUACGGGAAACACGUCUACCGUCUGGACGGGGAUAACCUCCGCACCGGACUCAACCGUGAUUUGGGAUUCUCCGAAGCCGAUCGCGCCGAGUCGGUCCGACGGACCGGGGAACUCGCCACACUCUUUGCCGACGCCGGUGUCGUCACGCUCGUCGGACUCAUCUCGCCCUACCGCAAGGAUCGCGACGCCGUACGCAAACGUCACGUCGACCAAGGCAUUCCCUUUUACGAAGUAUUCCUCGACGUGCCCGUGGAUGAACUCAAAAAACGCGAUCCCAAGGGACAGUACGCUCGUGUCGAGUCCGGAGAACUCAAACACUUUACCUGCAUCGACGACCCCUAUGAUGAACCCUUGCAACCAGAAAUUACCCUCAAAACGCACGAACUCACCAUUGAACAGUCGGUGCAGAUUCUCUUUCGACGACUCGAACGAGACGGAAUUCUGGUCGGGGCGCCCAAACUUAGUCCGCCCGGUCUGCCCAACCCCGACGGGGACGUCUUGGUGGACUUGCACGUUCCCGACGAAUCCAAAGAAGCCCGUCGCGCCGAGGCGGCGACCCUCCCCAAGGUCUUGAUCAACGACAUUGAUCUCAACUGGUUGCAAACCAUUGGGGAAGGCUGGGCCUCACCGCUCCGAGGUUUCAUGCGCGAAGGCACACUGUUGGAAACCCUGCACUUUAAUUCGAUCCUCACGGAUCCCUUCAACCUCACGGGCAACGCCCUGCGACUGGAAACCCGCACGAACUUUGAUCACUUUUCCGCCCAUCCGGCCCCCCAACGCGUCUCCAUGCCCAUUCCCAUCACCCUCUCCUGUACAUCUUUUACCAAGGACCUCAUUGACGCCUCGUCCCACAACGCCGUCGCUUUGGUGACACAAAUGGGACACACCGUGGCCAUUCUACGCGAUCCCGAAGUCUACGCCAACCGCAAGGAAGAAAUCGUGACGCGUAUGUACGGUGUCGUGGAUCCGGAUCAUCCCUACAUUCAACACAUUUAUCGGGGCGGCGACUACUUGAUUGGCGGAGAAAUCGAACUGCUGGAUCGCAUCCGCUACAAUGACGGCCUCGACCAGUGGCGCAAAACAGCGACGGAGCUCGUGCAAGAGUUCCAGAGCAAAGGGGCCGACACGGUGUACGCCUUCCAAACGCGUAACCCGACCCACGCGGGUCACGCGUACCUGAUGCGUUCCGCCGGUGAAGACCUGCGUCGUCAGGGGUACCAGAAACCCGUCCUGUGGUUGAGUCCCCUGGGCGGUUGGACCAAGGCCGACGACGUGCCGCUCGAUGUGCGCGUCAAACAGCACGAACAAGUCCUGCAAGCGGGCACCACCCAUCCCGGUGGCCUCGAUCCGGAAUCCACCGUCAUGGCUAUUUGGCCCGCUCCCAUGGUCUACGCCGGACCCACCGAAGUCCAGUUCCACGCCAAGUCACGGCGCUCCGCGGGAGCCUCGUACUUUGUGGUCGGCCGCGAUCCCGCCGGAAUGAAAGGAUCGCCCAACGCGGUGGCGCACCCGGACGAUGACCUCUACGACGGUAACCACGGACGUUACGUUCUGCAGAACUCGCCGGGCCUCGGAGAUAUGAAGAUGCUGAGCUUUGUCAAAGUCAUGUACGACACCACCGACAAUAUUAUGAAGAUUCCGGACGAAGCGCGGCUGGCGGACUUUAUCAGUAUUUCGGGCAGUAAAAUGCGACUGUUGGCCCGGAACGGGGCCACCCCCUGCAGUCCCACCAAUAUUCCGACGGAUCUGGUCGAAGCCAACUGCGUCCCCAGCGGAUUCAUGGUACCGGACGGUUGGAAUCAAGUGGUCGACUACUACCGGAAUAUUGAUGAUGUGCAACGCUGGACGCCGUGGAGUCAACCUCGCGUAGAUCCCCCCACGGCACCGCGCACCACGUAUCAAGGCCAGUUUGGUUCCCGAUCCUUCCACCUGACUAGUACAGAAUACGAAUCCUUCUGGCACGACAUUCCCCUGAGUCCAUCGGGGCAAUCCGAAACCGUAGUCAACAUGGUGACGGAAAUUCCCAUGUAUUGCACGGCCAAAAUGGAGAUUCAAAAGAUGCUGUCCAACAGUCCCAUUGCUCAGGACACCAACAGCGACGGUUCGCCGCGUCACUACAGCUACGGUACGCCCUUUUUCAACUAUGGUCUCAUUCCACAAACAUGGGAAGAUCCCAACCUAAAAUCUGCGCAAGGGUACGGUGGGGACAACGAUCCGCUCGACGUUAUCGAAUUGGGGUCGUCGCCCUUGCAAAUGGGUGGACUAACGCCGUGUCGGGUGUUGGGAUCGUUUGAGCUCAUUGACGAAGGCGAAACGGACCACAAGAUUCUGUGCAUUGCCGUGGACGACAAAGACGCCAACCAAAUCCAUUCCUUGGAAGAUUUGGAGCGUGUCAAGCCGGGUCACUUGGACAAGCUCCGGGAUUGGUUGAAGCGGUACAAGACGAGCGAGGGCAAAGCGGAAAACAAUUUGGCGUCUGAAACGCCGCGCACCGCGAUGGAAGCCGUAGGCGUCAUUCAAGAAACGCACGGACGCUGGCGAUCAUUGUGUGGUAAGGAUGGAACGACAGUCUAUUCUCUUUCGAGCAAGACGGCCGGUUUCUGGCUCAGCAGUCCGGGGUGUAGGGGAACGUAAUCUUACAGUUAGUGUCGCAGUUCCCUCCAGCCCAAAAUUACACAAACCCUUAUUUACUUUUUAGAAAUUUGCCACGAGUCGU
This is a messenger RNA of Phaeodactylum tricornutum CCAP 1055/1, 2913 nucleotides long. RefSeq lists its product with no specific name. NCBI's taxonomy places the organism in Eukaryota, Bacillariophyta, Bacillariophyceae, Surirellales, Neidiaceae. Gene Ontology annotation, biological process: sulfate assimilation; phosphate-containing compound metabolic process. The record is from RefSeq and is a predicted model, not a curated record. The coding region runs from base 129 to 2831 and encodes 900 amino acids. Gene Ontology annotation, cellular component: cytoplasm. The transcript has a single exon. Gene Ontology annotation, molecular function: sulfate adenylyltransferase (ATP) activity; ATP binding; adenylylsulfate kinase activity.